AUGGUGACCAAGACCAUCCGGACGGAGUACAUGAAGAAGUUCAGGGACCCCCGGUGGGAGACCUUCUCCAAGUGCUACGAGGACGCCCUGAGGUACCGGCUGACCCGGCGGGUGAUGGAGCACGCCCACAGGCCCUGGCUCUGGGAGGGCUGGGACAGCGGCUCCGACUCCAGCGGCUGGUCCACGCCCCGGCUGACCCGGAACAAAGUGUCCCCCCUGUCCCUCCCCCCCCCGCCGGCGUCCUCGGGCCUGAAGACCAGCCCCGGCCCGGAGCCGGCCCACCAGGAGGCGGGAGGGGGAGGGGCCGGAGACACUGCUCCUAACACAGCGGCGCUUGUAGAAAACGGCGUGAAUGAACCCGGCGCCGGUUCAGUGAAGCCGGUUCCGAACGCCAGCCGCGCCUCAGAGGACACGGCCACAGACGACGGCCCGGCGGACACGGCGUCUUCUGACGGCGAGCCGGUGAAGCCGGCCCCUAAACGCCGUCACCGCAGACGCGCCCCUCCCGCUGAGCCGGGACGCCAGGACGGGUCCAGUGACGACCAACAGGCCGCCGUCCGGAAAGCAGCGAGAGCGAAGAGCCAGCCUCCAAUCAGCAGCGAGGAGAAGCGGCGAGCGUCCAGCCGCCUGGACGGGAGCGAGGGGCGGACCCAGCUCAGGACCAACGACAGUCAGACCCGCCGGGAGUCGGACAAGCGGAGCAACAACGUGGAGCGGCGGCGUGCGCGCUCGGCCGACCUGGACAAGGUGAGGCGCUCGCAGCUGGCCGUGGUGGACGACCGCUGGAUGACGGAGUACAUGAGCUGCUUCUCUGCCCGGCGGAGGUAG
Limanda limanda (common dab) is the source of this 828-nucleotide messenger RNA. It is a transcript of the gene ccsapa, whose product is annotated as centriole, cilia and spindle-associated protein a. Gene Ontology annotation, biological process: regulation of mitotic spindle assembly. Gene Ontology annotation, cellular component: centriole; cytoskeleton; ciliary transition zone. NCBI's taxonomy places the organism in Eukaryota, Metazoa, Chordata, Actinopteri, Pleuronectiformes, Pleuronectidae. Gene Ontology annotation, molecular function: microtubule binding. The coding region runs from base 1 to 828 and encodes 275 amino acids. The transcript has 3 exons. The record is from RefSeq and is a predicted model, not a curated record.